Messenger RNA from Bicyclus anynana (squinting bush brown), 6637 nucleotides. RefSeq names its product pyruvate dehydrogenase (acetyl-transferring) kinase, mitochondrial (gene Pdk). Lineage: Eukaryota; Metazoa; Arthropoda; Insecta; Lepidoptera; Nymphalidae. The transcript has 9 exons. The record is from RefSeq and is a predicted model, not a curated record. Gene Ontology annotation, molecular function: pyruvate dehydrogenase (acetyl-transferring) kinase activity. The coding region runs from base 244 to 1485 and encodes 413 amino acids. Gene Ontology annotation, biological process: protein phosphorylation; regulation of glucose metabolic process. Gene Ontology annotation, cellular component: mitochondrion.
ACGCCGAUUAUAAGAACAAGAGCAAAAAGUUGCUUUUUUUUCAUUCAGUCGCGAAACUUGUACACACAUGGGAAGUUUGCGCGUUUCGCUUAAAUAUUUGCCAAGUCGCAUAUUCAGUGAAUUUACUUGUUACUGAACUUAUUCAUUAUGUGCCGCAUCGUUAUUUAGUGAUCUUUAUUUAUUAAAAGUGAUUAUUUCACAAUUGUUUUGUGUUGAGGUGUAAAACUAUUGACAAAAACCAAAAUGAGGCUAGCAGGCACGAUUUUUUCGAAUGUUACCAAAAUGUUGGACUUUUAUUCACAAUUUAAUCCAUCGCCGCUCUCCAUAAAGCAGUUUAUUGACUUUGGAUUGAACGCGUGCGAAAGAAAAUCGUAUCUGUUCCUAAGGAAGGAACUACCAGUGAGGCUAGCAAACAUAAUGAAGGAGAUCGCCCUUUUGCCAGACAACCUGCUGCGGAUGCCGUCGCUAGGGCUGGUCAACCAAUGGUACGAGCGCUCCUUCGAGGAGAUCAUCGAGUUCGAGAAGAAAGAGCCGGAACCACCUGUGCUGAGCCAGUUCUGCGAGAGGCUGGUCCUCAUCAGGAACCGGCACGCGGACGUGGUGCAGACGAUGGCGCAGGGGGUGCUGGAGCUGAAGGAGUCGCACGAGGUGGAGCCCGGCAUAGAGAACUCGAUCCAGUACUUCCUCGACCGGUUCUACAUGAGCCGGAUAUCCAUACGGAUGCUCAUCAACCAGCACACGCUGCUUUUCGGUGAACAGCUGGGCUCGCGGCAGGCGUCAGUGAACGGCAUAGGCAACGGCGGGCGGCACGUGGGCUCCAUAGACCCCGCGUGCGACGUGGCGGCCGUGGUGCGCGACGCGUUCGAGAACGCGCGCUUCAUGUGCGACCGCUACUACCUCGCCUCGCCCGAGCUGGAGCUGCUGCAGAACGGACAGCCCAGUGACAAGCCAAUGCCGAUAGUGUACGUGCCGUCUCACCUGUACCACAUGCUGUUCGAAUUAUUCAAGAACAGCAUGCGCGCCGUCAUGGAGAGGCACGAGAACGACCCGCCGCCUAUACAGGUCAACCUGGUGAGCGGCAAGGAAGACGUCAGUGUUAAGAUAUCAGACCGAGGCGGCGGCAUAUCGCGCAGUGUGUCCGACCUGCUCUUCAAGUACAUGUACAGCACAGCACCGCAACCCUCUAAGUCAGACUCGCACAACGUGCCACUUGCCGGGUACGGUUACGGUCUGCCCAUCUCGCGACUGUACGCGCGCUACUUCCACGGCGACCUCGUGCUCAUCUCCUGCGAGGGGUACGGCACCGACGCUGUCAUAUACCUCAAGGCACUGUCGAACGAGGCGAACGAAUUACUACCAAUAUUCAAUAGAACUUCUACCAAAUUCUACCGAGCGGCGCCGGCGGCCGCUGAUUGGUCGGGGGCAAUGCCGAAUGUGUCGCGAAAUCCUGCCCGGGACAAGCCGUCGCUGUCACACAAAGCGUAACGUAUAUAUGCUAGAGCGAGACAGCGGUAUGUGAGAACUGUCGUAUAUGUGCUAAUCUUCAUAAUGUGUAGCAAGUUAUAUCGUUCUUCACCCGGAAUAGGUCAUCUCUGUUCAUUGACCUCUUAUAAUAAAAGGGCGCACGAUCAUGUAGAAAAUUUCACUUAAAAACUGGCUGUGAAGAAAAUUAUACCUAAAGGCCUUUACAUGUAGUCCAAUAUUCAAUAAAAUCUCAAAUUCAGAGCAAAUUCAACCUUAAUAAUUGAGUUUAAGGUUGAAUUUGCAAAUGCGACUACGUGAAGUGAGUGCCAAGAAGUUGUGUUUGGCACUCAUUGAAUGGGGACGUUUUUGGUCGCUGAUUGUGCAUUCACUUUUUAAUAAGUGAUCGAUGUCUCUGUUACACAAUACGACAUAUGUACACGUGUAAGCGAGAUAGAUAGUGGUAUGAUAUAUGAUUAUUUGGGUAUUAUACUAAAAUAUAUUAGAAGGUUGUAGUCUUUGAUCCUGGUGGUAAAAAUAGUCUAAGUCUUGGAUGGUUCCCGAUAUUCGCAAAAAUGAGAAAUAAAUGCAUUAAGAUUAUUUUUUGAAGUAAAACUUUACGCACGGGCCCUGUAGCGCAGUGGAUUUACAAGACGGAGGUUUUUGUUUGAAAGAGUAUAAAUACUUUCAGAUUGGUCCCAUAUAAUUUUCAUGAAAAUCGAUUUAGUAAUUUUGUGUUAAAAUGAAAAUAAUGCAUCAAUGCAUUAUUGGCAAAUAAGACCUACCGCGUGUGAAUUUGACUAUAUAAGAAUUGGACCUAUCGCGCUUGGGAACAAAAAAUUGUUGUGGUCUAUGGGUAUUGUAAUGGUUAAAGACGGUUCUAAAUACAAAUACUCUAUGUUGUAUAUAGGCAAAGAUUUUAUACUAUUAGAUAUGCCACUAGCGCGUCGAAACUGAGGCGGACUAAAGUGGCUAAUUGUCUUGAUUUCAUUUAGUCGCAUUGUGAACUACGAAAGUUAUUUAUACAAUGAAUACCUAAAUAUUGUCUAUAAUGUCGAGUUGUUUCUUCAAGAAGUGUAAAAACUAUAUAUACACAAAUAAAUAAUGUAGUUAAAUUAUGAUCACUUUGCUGUGUAACAUUUUGUAGGCACGUAAACAUAUCUAGUAGUAGAAAAUCUUUGUAUAUAGGCAUAUAUAUAUAUAUAUAUAUAUAAUACAUUGCAAUAAUUAGCAAGUAAUUCGUAUGGAUUUUGUUGUACAAUAUAAUUAUUGAUUGUGAUACUCAGUAUAGAAUAGGAAUACGUAUGGUUUGUGAGUUUUGGUGGUUUUUCUUGGGAUUCAUCAAAAAAAAAAAUCUAUAUAAAAAAGGAAAAUGGUUGACUGAUAUGUUAAGUUCGGAUUUUUAAAUGACAUUUUUGGUGCAAGUUUCUUCAUAUGGUAUUGGGUGUAAAUUGGAGAUGUUAUGAAUAGCGAUUUUGCUGAAUACCGAAUAUCCGGCCAAAUUCUUGGCCGAAGAGGAGGCCGAAUAUUCGACCUCUAAAUAUUGAUGUUUAUUAUGCAAUUUUUUUUUACUGUUAAGUACCUCAGACUUUGUUACUAACAGUGUUUGCUAAUUUGAAACUUUUUGAAAUUAUUUUUUUAUGUAAAAAGUACUCACUGACUAAUCUAGCAACACAGCUCAAACUACUGAACUUAGAUAUAAUAUUAUGGCUUGCGUACCUAUAGUUGUAAUAAACUAUAAAAAUAACUUUUUAGUAAAUUAUUUUGCCGUGAUAGCCCAGUGGACAUGACCUCUGCCUCCGAUUCCGAAGGGUGUGGGUUCGAAUCCGGUCCGGUGCAUGCACCUCCAACUUUUCAGUUGUGUGCAUUUUAAGAAAUUAAAAUAUCACGUGUCUCAAACGGUGAAGGAAAACAUCCUGAGGAAACCUGCAUUCGUGUGUGAAGUCUGCCAGUCCGCAUUGGGCCAGCGUGGUGGACUAUUGGCCUAAUCCUUCUUACUCUGAGAGGAGACUCGAGCUCCGCAGUGAGCCGAAUAUGGGUUGAUACCGAUCCGAUCCGAAAGUAGUUUGCCAAUUUAAUUUGUUUAUAAUUUGCUGUUUUGCCAUUUUUGGACGAAUACUGAAUAGUCGCCGAAUAUUCGUGAUUGCGAUGAAUAUUAUAAUUGAAUGAAAUAGAUUGUGCAUAUCGAUUUAUUCUGCAAUCGAGUUCAAAGCGAUACAAUGAAACGAUUGACUGAGUUGUUGGAAAAAAUAUUAUUUAGCAAUUAGUUUUAGUGAUAUGGAACAUUAGUUGUGUCUAUAGAUAUUAUAGAAUUCAAUUUAAUAUUUUGAAAUCGAUUUUUAAAUCGAUGUAAUGCUAUGGAUUUUGAUUUUGUUUCUCUUAAAAUCAAUUUAAUAUGAUUAAAUUAUGUAAUAAAUUAUAUUGAUUUUAACUAAAAUGUCGAUGAAGGGACAAUUCUAUUUAAUAAGUUUUAUAAUUUCUUGUACAUAUUGAAAUGAUUGGCUGAUUUUUCUUGAUUGUAAUGUUAUUUUAAAUUAGAUUUAUUUUUGAAAGGAUGUUAGGUAUUGAUUGCAAUCGAAAUGGAAACUAAGUUGAUUACAACUAUCGAUUUGAAAUAGUAAAUGGACAAAUAAUAAGAAGUUGUGAAUAUUUAUAUUAAUUUUCAUUAAUCUGAGGCAUAAAACAAAGUGAUAUAUUACUACCUUUAGAGUAGGUACUGUUCUUUAGAAACAUUACAUAAAAUGUUAUAAUAUAGUACGAGUAAAUGAAUAAAAAUAUGUUGCGUUUACGUUAGAGUAAGAGAGAUAGUAAUACAUAUAUAUUUUUUUAUUCAAAAAGUUAGGCCUUUGAUUGUGAUCUCAUCUGAUGUUAAGUUACAGUACUUCCGGUUUUUUUAAACUAUCUACUCCCUUAUUUUUAUUGGAACCAAAGAUUUUAUACUAUUAGACAUGUCACUAGCGCAUCGAAACUGAGCCGAGCAAAAGUAGCUAAUUGUCCUAAUUUCAUUGAGUCGCAUUGUAGACAACGAAAUUUAUUUUGAAUAUUAUUAUUAACUAAGUAAUAUGUAAAUAUUGUCUACAAUGUCGAGUUGUGUGAUCAGGAAGUGUAAAAACUAUUUAUACAUAAAUAUAUAAUGGAAGUAAACACAAAAUUGUGCAUGUGUGCUCAAUUCGGAUCACAUUUUGCAUUUAUUUUGUAGGCACGUAACAUAUCUAAUAGUAGAAAAUCUUUGCUAUUACCCCCAUACGGGCUUAUACAUCGUAUUGGAACUAUAAGUCCAGUACGUAACGCGCUACGAGAUACUUGUAUACGUUUGUCUGCCAAUAGCGACGAAAUGGACGAUAUCAAAACAAAAUAAAAAAGAUAGUGAUAUUUUCGAUUUCGUUGUAUUGGUCGACACACAUAUCUUUCUUUGUCACGAGAUAAAUUGUCGUUGACACAUGCUAAGCGUCCAGAUAAAAAGCAAUUUAGAGAUAAGAUCCUAAAAUGAUAUGAGCAAACCCAAAAUCCUAAUAAGCAACACACUUUAAUUUUCAGAAAAAAAAAUCUGUGUUAUUUGUUGCUAAAACAUAGCAGUACAAUUACAUGUAUAUUAAUAGUUUUCUUUAUAUUUUUAUUGGAUAUAUGUUUUUGGGUCAAGUCCUUUUGAGCAUCGUGUCUCUAGAGGUAAUUACAUAUCACUGAAAUAAUACCAUAAACACUGCACAAUGAGUAUAUGAUACAUAACAUAGUUAAGAUAGGUGUCAAAGGUUAAGAUAGUAAAAGAAUAUAUUGUCUAUGGAUAGAUGCGAAUAAAAAAAAAUAAUAGGAACUAGUAGGUAUAGCGAAAAUAAAUUUUUGUAAUGACAUUAAAAAUAGUACAACUAAUUUUGUUAUUAAUGUUAAUAUAUAUAUUAUUAUUAUCAAUACAAGUUUUCACUUUUGUAUGAACAAUUAUAAAUUUCAAUACGUCAUAUGUAUUGUUUUAAUUCGCUUUAAAAAUUAUAAAUUGAAUUUAAACUAUUAAAUUAUGUUUAAACUCAGUUCAAGCAGUGAAGUUUUUAAUUAAAUAUCAAAUAUAGAAAGAUGUAGUCUGCGCUAAACUUGUAGUCAGUUCUGAAGUUGCAUUUUGUACACUGCGCGUCUACCUCGUGUUCAGAGCGGACUAGAAGUUUGGCGCCUACUAUACCAAUUUUUAAUAAUCGUGGUACCUAUUUCUAGGCUUUAUGUAAAGUUGAGUAGGUAAACGGAAUAAGUGUCAUAUGCACUGUGAACAACAUUGUAUAGUGCGACAUAAAAAGAGUAGAAAUUAAUUAAAAUGGAAUUAAAUUUGCUGUGUGGCAACACCACAUUUACUGUCAUUAUCAGAAAGAUCUGUCACUAUAGAGCAACCAAUCAUUAUUGACAGUUGUAUGAGAUUUAUAAAAUCAUAGUGGAAAUUCGGAUAUUUAUCAGACAAAUUACACUAAAUAUAAUUUAUUUAGAUUGACUUGAAUUUAUUGAAAUUUAAUAAAUGUAAACCAUGUAAUAACCUAUUUUAGUACCGAUAAUACAUAAUGCUUACUUCCGGGCUAGAUAGUAAGUAUUUUCCUAAUAUAUUUAUUAAUUUAUUUAAAUUAAUAAAUAAUAUUAUUUUCAACCGAUCAUAUUUAAAAUAAGAACAUUAUAUUACCUACGUAUAGAACAAAAUAUCGAUUAAUGUCAAGUAUCACGGUAGUUGCAAUACCAAAUGGCUGACAGUACACAGGGUUACCCUAUGAACGACAGCGCCUUUAUUUAUUUUCUACUCUUUUGUAUCGCACUAUAAGUACAUUUUUUAAUAAGUAUAAAAUUCUUCAUUACAUAAUUGAACAAUUUGUUGAACAUGAUCAUUGGAAAGGUAUGAAACUACUAUCACACCUUUCACAAUGUUCAUUGUAAAAAAUGACACAGAUAUUCUUUUAAGUUAGAGAUUUUGUACAACUCUAUGAUGCAAUUAAUUAUAUGUAUAUCAACAUGAACAGUUACAUAAUUGAUGUAAAUUAUUAUUUUAUACUUUGUCAAACGAAUAACUGUUAAAGUCAUAGCAUUUUUUUUUUCUAUUAUUUAUUGUUUAAUUUUUAAGCGUUAUUCCAAAAUCGAUAUUUAUUACGUAAGCGUAGAAUUAAAUUAGAAAAAAGAAAAUGGUUAAUUUUUAUUAAUAAAAUUUGAAAAAAGA